Molecule: messenger RNA, 300 nt
Organism: Loa loa (African eye worm)
Lineage: Eukaryota; Metazoa; Nematoda; Chromadorea; Rhabditida; Onchocercidae
Exons: 3
Source: RefSeq, a predicted model, not a curated record
GUUCUUUUUAAAAAAGUAAUCUGUGAUGCGACAAUUGAUCAAGUAUCACUUUUUAUGAAUGGUUUAGGUUUACUUAAUGCUACACUUAAUUCAUUACCUAUUACUAAUAUCACUCGUAAAUGGCGUAGAAACGUUCACCUAGUCCAAUGUACCAUUGCUUCCGGGUUUAAUUUCCUCAUAAAUUUUGGAAUUACUUUAUUGCAUCCAUUAGUGAUAUCUAUUGGGAUGUUAUUUGGUAUUCCAAUUAGUGCAGAAGUAAGCUUAGAGAAUGAUGCAGCGAUAAUUAGAAUUAGUUGUUAA